Coregonus sp. 'balchen' is the source of this 3047-nucleotide messenger RNA. The record is from the annotation of a GenBank genome assembly. Lineage: Eukaryota; Metazoa; Chordata; Actinopteri; Salmoniformes; Salmonidae.
UUCUUCAAUGACCCACGUAUUCCUUCCUUCCCCCUCCUCACCUCUCACCCAUCUCCCCCUUUCCCAGGUACUGGAGAGAGUGGGAAGAGCACCUUCAUUAAACAGAUGAGAAUCAUCCAUGGCACAGGCUACUCAGAGGAGGACAAGCGUGGCUUCACCAAGCUGGUGUACCAGAACAUCUUCACUGCCAUGCAGUCUAUGAUCCGCGCCACAGAGACCCUCAUGAUCCCUUACAAAUAUGAGCACAACAAGGUAAGGAGGGAGAGGGAAAGAACUGAAGUUGUGGGAAAGAGUGGGAACGAAACCUGUGUGAGUGCAUGUGCGAGAGAGAGAUGUGUUAGAGUCAUCUCCUUCUUAUGCUCACUAUCAUUCAUAGUCAUGGAACAGCCUUCCACAAUCACAUCCUGUCUGUUUUGGUACUUCCUGUGUCUUCCUGUCACUCUCAACCCCAUCCAUGUCAUCCUGCCUGUUUGUGUGUGUGUGUGUGUGUGAGAGAGAGAAAAAUAGUCAUCUGGUGUACUGAGGUCAUAUUUCUCGGUUUCAGUUGUCUGCGUAGACUGAAACUGCUCAUAUGAAUUCCUCUUCUUUGGUUAAGACUGGUGCCCCUUAUCCUUAGUCUAAUUCUGCCUAUUAUUUUGGUUACAGAGAAAAAAGAGGUCUCAAAAGUAAAGUCUAGAACUGCAGGUAAUUCCACAUGACUGUCCAAUCGAGGUACUGAGACCUAUCAGUUAUUGACUGGCCAUGUCUUAUAUGAAUCACUAGGCCUCGUGUGACAUCUGACCAUGCAGUCUCAGGUUGUUAUUAGAGGAUAGGGUUGUUCCCUUAUGUAUGUUACUUUGUAAAUAUGUUGUUCUUUAGUGUUCGUAUAGUCAUCACAAGUUUUAAGUGGCCUGUAUUGUAUAUGAAGCCUGUUGUAUUUUCCUGGUGUGUUAUGUUGGCUUAAUGAUUGGAUACAUUCAACAGGGGGCAGUAGCAUGUCAUUCCCAGGUUGUCACCAGGCAAAAACAAUCACUACCUUUUGGGGUUUUGGUGUACAGGCUACUGUAGAGAUAAGUAAUGAGUUGAGGCCAGAUAAUGAAGUGAAGCCAGUCAUGUGACUUGUGGGGCAUUCAAAAUCCAUCAUUUAACAUUUUCUAAAUAACAGUAUAACUAAAUACUGCUGGAGUUGAGCUAGGUGGGCUAUGUGAUAACUUCAUAUUAGGCCCUUAGAGUCCUCUGUGGAGCGGCAUAUAGUGAAAAAAAUAGGCUGUGUUCUUUUUUUGCAGUUGCAUUCGCUGUGCAUCUCAGAAUAUUACUAUAUCAUAUUAAAUUGCUUCCUGUGACGUUAAUUAAACACCUAUCCAAGUGUCGUGAGAUCUGAUCAUCUGCGCAUUACGACUGUAAAAUAGACCACCCAGAACAUUUUACAUUUACAUUUUAUUAAUUUAGCAGAUGCUCUUAUCCAGAGCGACUUACAGUUAGCGAGUGCAUACAUUUUUCAUACGGAACGUGGCCAUACUCACCGACAGGAUUGCCUGCCUGUGCCUGGGUUAUGCUUUAGUCCCAUUUCAGACUCACAGAACCUUGAAUUGAUGCCAUUGAAUUUAUAUAUUUGUUUCUGUCAACUAAAAGUCUGACCUGGAGGAGUGUCUCAAUCUGUUUUUUCUUCCCUCCCUCAGGGCAACGCUAACGUGGUACGAGAGGUGGACGUGGAGAAAGUCAACACGUUUGUGAACCCCUACAUAGACGCCAUCAAAUGUUUAUGGAAUGACCCGGGCAUCCAGGAGGCUUACGACAGGAGACGGGAGUACCAGCUAUCGGACUCUACCAAAUAGUGAGUAAAUGAGAUCUAACUCUACUACUACUACAUCACAUUUCCCCUCCUCCUAGGCAGUGGGCACUCACAAUAUACACAAUCUUUUUUUUGUCUCCAUAGUUACAUGAAUGCGCUGGACCGGAUCGCAGAGACCUCUUACCUGCCCACUCAGCAGGAUGUGCUGAGGGUUAGGGUCCCCACUACAGGCAUCAUCGAGUACCCCUUCGACCUCCAGAGUGUCAUCUUCAGGUAUGCCAACCCUCAAUCUCACUGAGCUAUUCUAUUCUAUUCUAUAACUGACACACUGAGAGUGAGGUUUGUCUCUGUUUUCACACUAGGCACUGCUUAUAUGUAGCCUUCAACUUCCAUACUGAUGUAGUGGGGAGAACACACCAGAGGGUGGCGCUCUAUCAAUUGAUGUUAUAUUCUUAGGGUAUCUACAGUACAGGCUUGCAAGUUCACUAUAGCUCAUUCUUAGAUAAACAUGUGUAACAAUGGUUCCAUUGAAACAGUAGCUCAUGCCUUGCUUUACUGUGGGUUAUACAACAACGUUAGGGGUGAUCUUUUUCGUGACCUGUCCAGACCAAAUAAUUAUUUUAACGGUGGAUAAAAAUGAUAAAUUGUGUGAAAUUUAUCAGGUAACAAUCAUGUAAAUAAUAUGGAUGGUAUUUUGUUUUUUGAUGACGCCUGUACCAUGUUUGACUAUGUUUGUUUCUUAGUAGCUCAAAAAGCAAUUUGAGUGGUCCACAAUGUGGUUAAAAAAAAAUCUGUAUUUUCUAUUAUUGUAUCAUUGUGGAGUGACACUUAAAUACACUUUUCAAAAGUACCUACGACCGCAGCACAGCUGUGAUAAAAAAGUAGUUUAACACAUCCUCUCGUGUACAGUUGCUUUAAAAUGAGUCUCAAGCAUGUCUUUUUGCUAUAAAAAUGCUAGCAGUUUUUUUACACCAAAAUGCCACAUUUUAAAUGAAACAAUGAUCAUCUAGCAAACACGAAUAAGACCUACACUAUAUUCCAAUGCCAACUGUAGUUGUACUCUACUCAUCUGUGCUUGAUGUUGUUACUCUAUUCCAAUGACAGGAUGGUGGAUGUGGGAGGUCAGAGGUCAGAGAGGAGGAAGUGGAUCCACUGCUUUGAGAACGUCACAUCCAUCAUGUUUCUGGUGGCACUCAGCGAGUAUGACCAGGUGCUCGUAGAAUCCGAUAAUGAGGUGAGCUUUGUUGUUAACAACCGUACAGUAUGCAGGGCUUGA